Serinus canaria (Common canary) is the source of this 2816-nucleotide messenger RNA. RefSeq names its product staphylococcal nuclease and tudor domain containing 1 (gene SND1). Gene Ontology annotation, molecular function: nuclease activity; RNA binding. NCBI's taxonomy places the organism in Eukaryota, Metazoa, Chordata, Aves, Passeriformes, Fringillidae. The transcript has 20 exons. Gene Ontology annotation, cellular component: cytosol; nucleus. Bases 1 to 2616 code for a protein of 871 amino acids. Gene Ontology annotation, biological process: mRNA catabolic process. The record is from RefSeq and is a predicted model, not a curated record.
AUGCCCGGAGCGGCGCAAGGAGGUACCUGUGGAGCCUCGAGGGAGCUGGACCGGAGCGUCCCGGGAGCCGGGCGGGCGCUCAGUGCCGGCAGCGGGGCCGUGAUGUCACCGCAGGAGGGAGAGGAGGACGGGGAGGAAGGGGCGGCCCGAUGCGACCGCGCCCAGCACACGCCCGGCCCGGGGGGCUCCGUCGGGCCUCGGGGGCUCUCGGGGCCCCCCGGGCCGGGAACGGAGUCGGGGCCGGGUGAUCGCCGGUGUUUCAGCACCUGCGGCCGGCGGACAGCACGGCCCGGCCGCGUCCCCGCGCCCCGGAGCAUCCCCGGGGAUCCCCCGGCGGAGCCCCCUGAGGGGCUUCGCUCCCGCGUCUCUCCCGCCCGCCUUCCCGUGCCCUUCCCGGCCCGGACCCGUGUCCCGGCCCGUGCCCGGCCCGUCCGUCCGGCCCGGCCCGGAUUCCCGUUGCACUAUGCCCUGCCCGUCCCCGUGUCCCGUCCCGUGGCCGGCCGAGGACCGGCAAGACCGGCCCGGCACGGCUUCAGCCGGCCCGGCCCGGCAGCCGUGCCCGGCCAGUGUCCCACCUUCAAGCGCGAGGCUGACUCCGAGGUCCCGGAGCCGUUCGCGGCCGAAGCCAAAUUCUUCACGGAGUCACGGCUGCUCCAGAGGGACGUGCAGAUUGUCCUGGAGAGCUGCCACAACCAGAACAUCCUGGGCACCAUCCUGCACCCCAACGGGAAUAUCACGGAGUUGCUGCUGAAGGAGGGCUUUGCCCGCUGCGUGGAUUGGUCCAUCGCCGUCUACACCCGCGGCGCCGACAAACUGCGCGCGGCCGAGAGGUUUGCCAAGGAGCGCAAGCUGAGGAUCUGGAGGGAUUACGUGGCCCCCACGGCCAACCUGGAUCAGAAGGACAAACAGUUCGUGGCCAAGGUGAUGCAGGUGCUCAACGCCGACGCCAUCGUGGUGAAGCUCAACUCCGGGGACCACAAAACCAUUCACCUGUCCAGCAUCCGGCCACCGCGGCUCGAGGGGGACAGCGCCCAGGACAAGAACAGGAAGCUGAGGCCCCUCUACGACAUUCCCUACAUGUUCGAGGCCCGGGAAUUCCUGCGCAAGAAGCUGAUCGGGAAGAAGGUGAACGUUUCCGUGGAUUACAUCCGUCCUGCCAGCAGUGCCACCGACACGGUGCCAGCCUUCUCGGAGCGCACCUGUGCCACCGUCUCCAUCGGCGGGAUCAACAUCGCGGAGGCUCUGGUCAGCAAGGGCCUGGCCACGGUGCUGCGCUACCGGCAGGACGACGACCAGCGCUCGGCGCACUACGAUGAGCUGCUGGCGGCCGAGGCCCGGGCCAUCAAGAACGGGAAGGGGCUGCACAGCAAGAAGGAGGUGCCCAUCCACCGGGUGGCCGACAUCUCCGGAGACACGCAGAAGGCGAAGCAGUUCCUGCCCUUCCUGCAGCGCGCCGGCCGCUCGGAGGCCGUGGUGGAGUACGUGUUCAGCGGCUCCCGCCUGAAGCUCUUCCUGCCCAAGGAAACGUGCCUGAUCACCUUCCUGCUCGCAGGGAUCGAGUGCCCGCGGGGUGCCCGGAACGUGCCGGGGCUGGCGCAGGAGGGGGAGCCCUUCAGCGAGGAGGCCACGCUGUUCACCAAGGAGCUCGUGCUGCAGAGGGAGGUUGAGGUGGAGGUGGAGAGCAUGGACAAGGCCGGGAAUUUCAUCGGGUGGCUGCACAUCGAGGGCGUGAACCUGUCGGUGGCGCUGGUGGAGCAGGCGCUGUCCCGCGUCCACUUCACGGCCGAGCGCAGCCCCUACUGCAAGGCCCUGCUGGCGGCCCAGGACGCGGCCAAGCAGAGGAAGGAGAAGGUGUGGUCCCACUACGAGGAGACGCCGGUGGAGGAGGUGGUGCCGGUGCUGGAGGAGAAGGAGCGCACGGCCAACUACAAACCCGUGUUCGUCACCGAGAUCACCGACGACCUCCACUUCUACGUGCAGGACGUGGAGACGGGUGCCCAGCUGGAGAAGCUGAUGGAGAACAUGCGUGCCGAGGUGGGCGCCCACCCGCCCGUGGAGGGCUCCUUCGUCCCGCGCCGCGGCGACUUCUGCAUCGCCAAGUUUGUCGACGGGGAAUGGUACCGUGCCCGGGUGGAGAAGGUGGAGUCUGGUGGCAAAGUGCACAUUUUCUACAUUGACUACGGCAACAAGGAGACGCUGCCCCCCAGCCGCCUGGCCCCGCUGCCCCCGGCGUUCUCUCCGCGGGUGCUGCCGCCCCAGGCCACCGAGUACACCUUUGCCUUCAUCCAGGUGCCGCAGGACGAGGAGGCGCGGGCGGACGCCGUGGACAGCGUGGUGAGGGACAUCCAGAACACGCAGUGCCUGCUGAACGUGGAGCACCUGGGCCCCGGCUGUCCCCACGUCACCCUGCAGUUCGCAGACUCCAAGAGCGACGUGGGGCUGGGGCUGGUCAAGGAGGGGCUGGUGAUGGUGGAGCCCCGCAAGGAGAGGCAGUUCCAGAAAGUGGUCACCGAGUACCUGAACGCGCAGGAGGCGGCCAAGAGCGCGCGGCUGAACCUGUGGCGUUACGGCGACUUCCGCGCGGACGACGCCGACGAGUUCGGCUACAGCCGCUGAGGGGCCGGGGGGGCUCCGGGGGCGCCCCCAACCCCCCGGGCCCCCCCAGCCCGGCCCUGCCCCCGGCGGGGGCAGCCAGGGGGGCGUGCUCGGGGGGGAGGGGCGCCCUCAGCCCCCCGGCCCUGCCUUGGCCCCCCCAGCCCCCCAAACCCUGGCCUGUAUUUAAAGCUGCAGAGGCCCAAUAAACGUAGUGAAGCGUC